ACAACUCGCGAAAAUCUGUUUGACAUCGCUGGAGCUUUUGUCGCUCUCUGGUCUCAACAUCCAAUGAACUGGCAUCUCGUCCCGCAGAACAGUGCCAUUGUCCCUGCGAGAAAGUGACCCAGUGCAAGUGAUUUUCCAUGCCAAUCCUUUAGUGCUAUAUUUGUGAAUUUUCCCUGCCCUUCGUGGCCCAGAAUAUGGAGCUAAAUUUAGCACGAAUCCACCUUGUUUCUGCACUCGAAAGACGAGCAUAGAGUGAACUAGAGGGGAUUUCUGCAAUAAGAGUAUGAAGACAGCCAAAGAUGGUUCAGCAGAUGACUAUAUCUCUCAAUUCGCCGCUGAUCCACUGGAACUCUGAAUUGUCGAUCCGUCGUGAGCUGCGCAGUCUUCAGUCUGAGAAAUGCGGGCGUUUCCGUCUCUGCACUGCCGUGGUGAUUUUCUUUGUGCUCAUCUAUUCCUCUUACCAUCUGGGAUCAUCGCCAGAUCCGCAGAUGAUCGUCCACAUUCCACCAGAUGAGAACAUCUCCGGCUACCAAGUGAGUGGUGAUGAUUCUAAGCCUAAUUCUGCAACGUCUCCUUUACCAUCAGUUCCUUCGGGGUAUUUGGUAUACAGUUCAGGAUGCAGAAUGCCCGAUUUGGAUCCUCUGGCGUCGGAUGUCAUGAAGCUAUUCCAUCGCGAAAAGGAGCAAGAGUGCUCAACCAAAUCACCCCUCACGCGAAUUGAGUACACAGAUGAGGGCAAUGCCAGUAUUGUCGUUGACAAGAGUCUCCUGCGGAAGUUCGACAUCUACGACACUCCACAUUGCUGCUAUCGCGAGAUUCUGCGCUCUCCCAAGGAAGAUCAUGCGGAUCUGAGCAUAGUUCUGUCCAACUGCACGCAUUUCAAGCACUCUCUGCACCUGCCGGACACUGCCGAAUUCAUCUACGUGAAUUGUAGCUCGAAGGGCGGAAAGGAAAAGUAUCGAAAUGUGCACUACGUGAUGCGCGAGAAGCGAGAUGUUCUGGAGCGUUUUCAGCGAUUCAAAGUCAAGUUCACCAAGAAACGCCCUCUAAGUGUCCUUAUGAUGGGAAUAGAUAGCAUUUCGAGACUUAAUCUCAUACGAGCGAUGCCAAAUACAGCCCAACAUCUCUACAAUUCCGGAUGGUUUGAGCUGAAGGGAUACAACAAGAUUGAUGACAAUACAUAUCCCAACCUCAUGGCCAUUCUGACGGGCUUCAACUCAUCUCUGUCGUACAGCGUGUGCGAUCCUGUGCACGUGGCGAAAUUGGAUUCUUGUCCAAUGGUGUGGUAUUCCUUUCGCGCCUCAGGCUAUGUCACAGCCUAUGCAGAGGACGAGGCGGAAAUUAGCACUUUCAACUUCAACAAGAAGGGCUUUCUUCGUCCACCGACAGAUUACUACUUGAGACCAAUGAUGCUGGCAGCGGAGAAGCAUCUGCCGGUGAAGUACAAGAGUUCACUCAAGUUUUGUGUCGGUUUUCAGCAUUCCGCAGACUAUAUUUACAACUACGCUCUGGAUUUUGCCCAAUUGUACAAAGAUCAGCCGUUCUUUGGCCUUUUCUGGGCCAACACGUUCAGUCACAAUGACAUCAGUGAUCCGUCCAGCAUGGACCACAAGAUAAAGUAUUACCUGAAUCAGUUGGAGAGUCGAGGAAUACUCAAUACGAGUGCCGUGGUGCUCUUUUCGGACCACGGCCUGAGGUUCGGACCGGUGAGGAAGCUCAUGACGGGAUGGCUGGAGGAGAGAUUACCCUUCAUUUUUAUCUGGCUGCCAAGGUGGUUUCAGGAGGAGAAUCCUGAGAUUGUUCAAACAUUGAAAAUCAACAGAAAUCGCCUCACAAAUCCCUAUGAUCUCCACGUGACACUUCAUCAUGUGCUGGCGCUCACGGCUCUGCCCGAGGAGGAACACAUUACGUCAGCUAUCCUGCCACAAGCCACAAGCUGUCCAUCUUGCCAGAGUGUGUUCGACGAGAUGCCAUGGAAUCGAUCCUGUGCGGAUUCUGCCAUCGAGGCGCACUGGUGCACCUGCACGCCCUACAAGACCACGAGCCGGAGCUCACCAAUCGUGAAGGCGGCUGUGAAAUUCAUCAUCAACUUCAUCAAAGGUGAGAUUGACUCGUACAUGAACAGCACCGCGACUGCCCACAAGAUGUGCGCCGAUCUGCACCUCAAGCGCAUUGCCAUUGCCCGAAGGGCGGAGUAUGCGGACGCAUCGCCGCCUCACGAUGACUACUUGCUGGUCUUCGAGACGAACCCGGGUGGCGGUGAGUUCGAGUCCACCGUGACGUACUCGCUGGUCGACAAGACAUUCCAGAUGACGGGCUCCGUGAGUCGCCUCAACAGCUACGCCAGCCAGAGUGGGUGCAUGCCAAAGAGUUACCUGAAGAAAUUCUGCUUCUGCCUCAAGACACCCACUUAGAAUAGCGUCACGCGGAGUUUUCACUGACAA
Molecule: messenger RNA, 2444 nt
Organism: Phlebotomus argentipes
Lineage: Eukaryota; Metazoa; Arthropoda; Insecta; Diptera; Psychodidae
Exons: 5
Coding region: 300-2414 (704 amino acids)
Source: RefSeq, a predicted model, not a curated record